Rhagoletis zephyria (snowberry fruit fly) is the source of this 1033-nucleotide messenger RNA. It is a transcript of the gene vari, whose product is annotated as MAGUK p55 subfamily member vari. Gene Ontology annotation, molecular function: protein binding. NCBI's taxonomy places the organism in Eukaryota, Metazoa, Arthropoda, Insecta, Diptera, Tephritidae. The record is from RefSeq and is a predicted model, not a curated record.
GCUCAUAUAAUUAAUUUUCGUUUAAUUCUAGGCGUUACUAGGUGCUCACGAUGAAAUAGGACUAAUAUAUGAUUGUCACCAUAACCAUUUUGAGAAAUCUGUAGAAAAAUUUGAUCUUCUUUCGUAUCCUAAAAACUAUUACCUUUUCUCUUCUGAAAUACUUUCUGGUAAAAUGCCAGUGGAAGCAAUGCGAAUAGUUGGGCUUCGACGUGUUGAAAACAAACCUUUAGGAUUUACCGUUGAAGUUAAUCCGCAAAAGCUAUUGGUAGUUGCGCGUAUUCUUUCGGGCGGAAUUAUUGAGAAACAAGGCCUCUUGCACCCGGGCGACGUGAUACUAGAGAUUAAUGGAAAUCGAGUUAAUACUCCAGAAGCUUUGCAAAUUGAAGUAUCUCGGGCUAAAGAAAAUCUUACUCUAAAAGUUGCACCACAUGCAGAUGAGAUUGUUGGAGAAUGCUCUAUUUCGAACUAUGAUACUACUGAAAGGCCAGGAAAAAAAUUGAUGUGCUUUAUGCGAGCUUUAUUCGAUUAUAAUCCAUUGGAGGACUCGCUGCUGCCUUGCAAAGAUAUUGGAUUGCCUUUUAAAUCGGGUGACAUUUUACAGAUAGUAAGUGUAAAAGAUCCGAAUUGGUGGCAAGCAAAAAAUACGCAUGAACAAUCUGAACGAAUUGGUCUGAUACCUUCACAGGAAUUAGAAGAACGACGUAAAGCUUUCGUAGUACCUGAAGCUGAUUUUGCCCACAAGAUUGGUUUAUGUGGAACCCGGGUAAGGCUUAUAUUUUGUUAUCUGAAAGGUUCGGUUUCUAAACGUAAGAAAACAACGAUGUACAAAUCCAUAGCAAACUGUGAAUUUGAUAAAGCCGAUUUGAUGUUGUAUGAGGAAGUAACUAAAAUGCCGCCGUUUCGAAGGAAAACUCUUGUUUUGAUUGGUGUUCCAGGAGUUGGUAGACGCACCUUGAAAACUCGCCUUGUCAAUAGUGAUUCGGAACGCUUCGGCUUUGUUUUACCACGUAAGUCCUAAUAAUAUUAUAAAUGU